AUAGAAGAGGUCAGUAAGACGAGUUUGUAGCUCGGUUUCGGUUAUAGCCUUCAUGAGGUCUUUUCUACAGAAAAUAUUUUAAAGGUCUUCAUCUUCGAGCUCAUAUUUGCGUCACUGAUUCUAAUUAGAAUUUGAAGACAAAAUUGGCAUCUUGAUUGGGAUAAUUGGAUCUAAGGCAACAAAAAAAAUGUUGCAGUUUGUCUUUUUAAUUUUGCUCGUUUCUGCUUGCAUUCAUUUCACUGAGUCCUGCACUGAUGGCUCAGUUAGACUGGCAAAUCCCAGUCUUUCAUAUGGAGCAGUUGAGGUUUGCUCUAAUGGAUCCUGGGGAAGCAUAUGCAGUGACUUUUGGGAUAAUAAUGAUGCCAGUGUGGUAUGCAAGCAGCUAGGAUAUUCUCCUUAUGGUGCUAUAGGAUCUGUGGUAUCAUAUGUCAGUUCUAGUGCACAAUCACAUUCUAUCAUUGACUUGAACUGUACAGGAAAUGAAACCACUAUACUAUCCUGUCCACAUAAUGGUCUGGCUAGCUAUGCUUGCUCCCUUAACAGAGAUGCUAAUGUCUUUUGUCAGAAUAUUGGUACAAUUAAAGCAGACUGUACUGAGGGUGAAGUGAGACUGGUUAAUGGUAGUACACAGUAUGAAGGACGUGUAGAAAUAUGCAUCAAUAGAGUAUGGGGAACUGUAUGUAGUAGACACAGUAUUUUGUCUUGGCGGUACUCUUGGGAUACACUUGACAGUAAUGUUGUGUGUAGGCAAGCAGGACACAUGGAGCUAGGAUCAGUUGCAUAUACUACAGUCAGUGAAUUUGGGCAAGGCUCAGGUCCUAUACUGAUGUCUUUAAUUCAAUGUAGUGGACAGGAGUCACAUCUAAUUAACUGUUCCUAUUCUCCACUAAUACCAUCAUACUGUUCACACACUUAUGAUGUUGGAGUCAAGUGUGAAGCUCCUUGUGCCAAUGGUACUGUUCGUCUAUACAGUGAUUCAGGUAGCUAUUUCAGGAGAUAUGGACGAGUUCAAGUGUGUGUGAACAAUGUCUGGGGAACAAUUUGUGAUCACUUUUGGGAUGAAAAAGAUGCAAGUGUAGUGUGUAGAAUGCUAGGAUACUAUCCCUAUGGUGCUUCUGCCUUAACAGACUCAUAUACUGAAGGAACAUGGUAUAUUCACAUUAAUGAUCUUAACUGUACUGGGACAGAGACUUCACUUUGGGACUGUCCUAUGAAUGGACUCAAUGGAUAUUCUUGUUAUCAUUAUGAUGAUGCUGCUGUUGGUUGUCAAUUGACUGGUGUAAAGUAUUCUAGUUGUACUACUGGUGAAGUGAGAUUAGUUGAUGGUGCUACAGAGUUUGAAGGAAGAGUUGAAGUGUGUGAGAAUGGAGUUUGGGGUUCAGUCUGUGCUAGGUAUUCAUCUAAUGAUAGAAGUGCUUACACUUUAUGCCAUGAAUUAGGAUAUCAAGGUGGUAUAGCACUUCCAAGCUCAAACUUUGGUGCUAGUAAUAAUUCAAUUUUUAUUUAUCAUCUAUCUUGUGGUGCUUUUCAAUUAAACCUAAGCAACUGUUACCAAAAAAAGUAUCCACACUAUUCUAGUUGGUGGUAUAGUGGGUGCAACAAUUAUCAAGAAUUAAGUAUUAGAUGUGAAAAUUCUUGUGUUAGCAAUAAAAUAGACCUAUUUGCUGGCCCUUCUAGUCGUCAUGGUAAUGUAAGAGUCUGUGUCAAUGGUUCAUGGGUUAUGGUGUGUGGAUAUGGUAAUACUGUCAUUGAUAAUAAUCUAGCUAGUGUUGUCUGUUCCAGCAUUGGAUACUCAGCUUAUGGUGCUAAAAGUGCUAGAGGUUUAUGGAAUAAUUAUAACUAUCCAUAUCAGUUUUAUAAUGUUCGGUGCUAUGGAAACGAGAGUAGCUUAUUUGAGUGUCAGUAUAAUACUAAAGAAUCAUGUCCUAAUGAGGACUAUGGAGCAAUUGCUGUCUUUUGUCUGCUCAAUAAUGAUUAUAUUCCAGUAAACUGUACAGAUGGUGAUGUUAGACUUUAUGAUGGGUCUACACCUAACCAAGGAAUACUUCAUGUGUGUACUAAUGGAAUCUGGGGAACUGUUUGCAGUAAUAACAAUUGGAAUAACAUUGAAACUGAUGUUGCUUGUUUUCAAUUGGGGUACUACAGCUAUGGUAAUUCUUUCUUAAGAAGGACCACUGCUGGAAUGUUUCCAAUCAUUUAUUCUUAUUUCAAUUGUCAGGGUAAUGAAGCAAUACUGUUGUCCUGUGGCUCUGGACUUCAUUCUAAUAUUCAGUAUUGUACUAACAAUGCCAUUGAAUUAAACUGUGAAACAAAUUGUACAUCUGGUGGCAUACGUGUUGUUGGUGGUGGAUACUAUUAUGGUCGUGUUGAAGUUUGUGUUGAAGGAAUAUGGGGGACUAUCUGUAGAGAUAGCUAUUGGGAUAAUAAUGAUGCUAGUGUCAUUUGUAGGCAGCUAGGAUUCUCUCCUUAUGGUUCAAUAGCUGUUACUUCUUCCUGGAAUAAUGAAGAACAUGGAAUAACUUUUUUAACUGGUUUAAAUUGUAAUGGAACUGAAGAGAACCUUUUUGACUGUCUAGUUGAUGCUAAUGCUCCUGUUUGUUCAUUUAAUAGGGCUGAUGCUAAUGUUGUUUGUCCAGCUCAUGGUGUGUCAACCUAUUCUAAUUGUACUGAUGGUGAUAUUAGAUUGAUUGGUGGUCGCACAGAAUAUGAAGGAAGAGUUGAAGUCUGCAUUAAUAAUGCAUGGGGAACUGUUUACAACUCUCACUCUUACUAUGAUUACUACAGUGAAUACUUUGCUCAGACAGUAUGCAAUGCAUUAGGUUUUACCUCUCCUGGUGCUAUGUACAUGCAUGAUUAUGACACAAAUUUUGGUGAAGGAAGUGGUCCCAUAUUAUUGUAUACAUACUGCUAUUCCUCAAGAAAUUCAUUGUUAGACUGCACCUUACAACCACAGUACAUUCCAGAUGUGAGUCAUGAGUAUGAUGCUGGUGUGAGGUGUGAAAUUCCUUGUAAAAAUGGUGACAUCAGACUAGUUGGUGGUUCUGAUCCAUUGGUGGGAAGAGUGGAGCUAUGUGUUAAUAAGACCUGGGGUACUGUAUGUGAUGAUUAUUGGGAUGACAAUGAUGCUAGUGUUGUAUGUAGGCAAGUUGGAUUUUCUGGACAAGGUGCUGUAGCUAGAUAUAGUUCAUACACAGAAAAGCUCAAAUCAUUUCACAUUGUUGAUUUACAUUGCAAUGGAACUGAAGGAAAUGUCUUUGAUUGUCCUCAUAAUCUUGUUCAGCAGUACAGCUGCAGUCAGCAUCAAGAUGCAAAUGUACAGUGUACAGCACCCAAUACCACUAGCAACUGCACUACUGGUGAUGUUAGAUUAACAAGUGGUCAGUCCCAGUAUGUUGGUUUAGUUGAGAUAUGCUAUGGAGGAGUUUGGAAAUCAAUAUGUCCUAGAGGGUGGGAUACUCGUGAGGCACAAGUUGUAUGUAGACAAUUAGGAUUUACCUCUAUUGGUGCUGAGUCUGUUAAUUUUGGAAAAGGUUUCGGUCCUGUACAUUCAUCAUAUUUUAGCUGCAUUGGAAGUGAAGCCGCUCUCCUGAACUGUAGCUAUUACACUUCUUUUUGUGGCUAUUCAUACCAUGCUGGAGUUGAAUGUGAAUCUCCUUGUAUUGAGGGGGCUGUUCGAUUAGAAGGUGAUGAUAAAUACAAAGAAUUUGGUCGAGUUGAAGUAUGUAUUAAUGGAACUUGGGGCACCAUUUGUGACAAUGGUUGGGAUAAUAAUGAUGCCAGUGUAGUAUGCAGACAGCUGGGAUGCUCUCCUUAUGGAGCUAUAGCUAAAGCCUCAUAUUUUACAGAAGGUAGGCUACCUUUUCAUCUUUACAGUGUGAAUUGUAGUGGUAAUGAAAGUACACUGCUUAACUGUUCCUACUCAACUACUGGAUCUUGCUACAACACUCAAGAUGCUGGCACUAUUUGUCAAACUGUUGGUGUUGCAAAUGGUAAUUGUACAGAUUAUGGAGUUCGCUUGGUUGAUGGAGCAACUGCAAAAGAAGGAAAAGUUCAAAUAUGUCUUAAUAAGGUCUGGGGCGCAUUUUGCUAUAGGGACAAUUAUUAUAAUCAUGAUGUGGAUGCUAAAAUUAUCUGUAGAGAACUUGGAUAUAACACUGGCAAUGGAAUCACUUAUCCUGCUGAGUCUCCUAGUGUAGGUGUUUUGCUGGUAGCUGAUAUGAGUUGUUCUGAAUCUGCUACUAGUAUUAAGCAAUGCAGUCUAACUCAUUACACUAAGUUAUCUUGGUGUGAUGCUAGACACACUGCAGCAGUUAGAUGCCACAAUUGUACUGAAGGUAGUGUUAGACUGAUACCUUAUAAUUCUUAUCCUAAAGAUGUUGGACGUGUUGAAGUAUGUGUUGAUGGUACUUGGGGUAGUAUAUGCUAUCAUCAUUUUACUGACAAUGAUGCUCAAAUCGUUUGUAGACAUUUAGGAUAUACUGCAUUAGGAUCAGUUUCAAUGGGAAGACUCCAUUAUGAUAAUGACAUUCCCCUUCACAUUGUUAAUCUUAAUUGUACUGGUAAUGAAGAGAGUAUAUGGGAUUGCCCCUCAAGUAUACAAGGACAGGAAUCCUGCACUGUAUACUCUGAUGUAUCAGUUGCUUGUCAUGGUUUUGUUGUGGAGUACUCUGAUUGUGCGAAUGGUCAGAUACGAUUAUCAAAUGGAACAAACAAAAUGGAAGGAAGAGUUGAAUUAUGUUACAAUCAUGUUUGGUUUGGAAUAUGUGCUGAUAAUUAUAAUAAUUAUUAUAAUAAUACUGGAACUGUUUGUAACUCAAUGGGUCAUUCACAAAGUGCUACAGGAUAUUCUAGUUCAUUUUUGGAUUUACCAGGAGUUCCAUUGUUUCCUUUUCAAUUCUACUGCUCUAGCAUCAUGGGCUCUCUGUUAAAUUGUCCAAAAGAAGCUAUCAGUUGUUACAGCAGUGCAUCCUCUUAUGACUAUAAAUAUUUAGGAGUAACUUGUCAUGAUAAGUGUAUUCAUGGUGACAUUAAACUCUCAGGUUCAGGGUAUAGCUCUAUUGGUAGAAUUAAUGUAUGUAUGAAUGGUGUUUGGGGAACUGUCUGUAACACUGGCUUUGAUGAUGCUGAUGCUAGUGUAGUUUGUGCUCAGUUAGGAUUCUCACGUUAUGGUGCUUUGCAUACUCUGGAUUAUUAUUACUAUUAUUAUAAUGAACCUAUACUUUUUUAUAAUUUAAACUGUACUGGAACUGAAUUAAGUAUUUGGGAAUGUCCAUUUAAUAAUACUGCACAGUAUUGCUCCACUAGAACUGCUGCACAUGUAACAUGUCAGAUCAGUAAUGCUACUGUUGAUACUUCAUGUACAACUGGUAAUGUUAGAUUAGUUGGUGGUCCCAAUGAGUAUGAAGGAAGAGUUGAAAUAUGUUAUAAUCAAAUGUGGGGAACUAUUUGUGAUCAUUCCUGGGGUACAACUGAAGCUAAUGUUGUUUGCAAACAGCUUGGCUAUCAGAUGACAGGAUCAGUAUCAUUGCGUGGCAGUUACUAUGGACAUGGGAAAGCUCCAUUUGUUAUGGGUGAUAUGUAUUGUUCCAGUAGUCGCAGCUCACUGUUAGAUUGUGAUCAUUACUUUGCAAGUUACAAUACUCUGUAUUGUGGUAUAACUAAUGCAGCAAGUGUUGUAUGUUUAGAAUCCUGUAAUGAUGGUGAUGUAAGACUGAGUGGAUCAUCAGUGACAUAUGCUGGUCGUGUUGAACUGUGUGUUGAGAGAACAUGGACUACACUGUGUGAUCAAACAUGGGACUUUAAUGAUGCUGCAGUGACUUGUAGACAACUUGGAUACUCUUCAUAUGGUGCUAUACCAACAUACAAUUGCUAUACCGAGAGACAGCUGUCAUUUGGUAUCACAAAUCUUGGUUGUAAUGGGUCAGAAGAACAUAUUUUGAACUGCUCAUACAGCAAUCCAGUUUUGUAUAACUGCCUAUCACAUAAUGAUGCUGGCUUAAUUUGUCAAACAUCUGCACAACAGUCUAAUUGCACUGAUGGUGAAGUUAGAUUGGUUGAUGGUAGUGGUCCUCAUGAAGGAAGAAUUGAAGUGUGUAUUAAUGAAGCAUGGGGUACUGUCUGUUCUAAUGGCUGGAGUAAUACUGAUGCUAAUGUAAUCUGUAAACAAUUAGGAUAUCUACCAAUAGGUGGAAGAGCAAGAUCUGGUAGUGUUCAUUUUGGUCCAGGAGUUGGUCCAAUACUGAUGGCUAGUGUUGAUUGUACUGGUAAUGAGGAAUCAUUAAUAGAGUGUAGGACAAGAUCAUGUGAUGCCACUACUUGCUCUCAUUAUAAUGAUGCUGGGGUCACCUGUGAACGUAACUGUACUGAUGGUGAGAUUAGGUUAGGUGAUGGUGCUGUCCUAAGAGGAAGAGUUGAAGUGUGUAUUAAUAAUACAUGGACUACAAUCUGUGCUAGCUAUUGGACUGACAAAGAAGCUACUGUAAUUUGCUCACAGCUGGGAUACUCACGCUAUGGUGCAGUGGCUACAUAUGGUGUAUUCAUUGAUUCUGAGUGGCCAAUUGGUAUAUAUAAACUUAACUGUACUGGAGAUGAAGCAGAAAUAUGGAAGUGUAUGCAUCAUACUAAUGGCAGUAUGGAUGGACUCAAUUGUUCACAGGGCACUGAUGCAUCAGUAUUCUGCAUGCCUAAUAAUACACAGUAUAUUAAGUGUACCAAUGGUGAUGUUAGACUUGUUGGAGGUGACAUAAUGAAUGAAGGCAAUGUUCAAAUAUGCUACAAUAAUGCAUGGGGAUCAGUAUGUGAUAACCAAUGGGACUCUAGUGACAGUAAUGUGGUAUGCUAUCAAUUAGGACUACAACCUUUUGGCUCACUAUCUUUUACUAAUAAUUAUUUCAGUGUCAGUGACAAUCCUUCAUUUGUGAUUGGAGCCUUAUCUUGUUCAGGAUCAGAGGAAUCAUUGUUAGAUUGUUCAAGGCACACAACUUCUGGUGCAUCAAUAAACUGUCAGAGUCAAGAAGUUGCUGGAGUUCGCUGUAUUGAAAGUUGUACUCAUGGGUCUGUACGUUUGCAAGGAACUAGUAGUCAUCUUAUUGGUGAAGUUGAAGUGUGUAUUAGAGGAGUCUGGAGUACAGUGUGUGGAGAAAAAUGGGAUGACAAUGAUGCUACUGUAAUCUGCAGACAAUUAGAAUUCUCACCAUAUGCUGUUUGUGAUCCUCCAUGUGCCAAUGGAGCAUGUGUUGGUAACAAUAGUUGCUUCUGUUCUGAAGGAUAUCAAGGAAUAGCUUGCAAUCAAUCAGUACUUUAUGAAUGUGAAGAGAAUGUUUGUGUGAAUGGAGGGACUUGUAGUUUGAUUGCUGGAGACACUGUAUGCAGUUGCUUAGAUGGAUAUACAGGAAUUAAUUGUGAAGAAUUACUUUCAAGCCCAACAUCUUCUCCUUCUCUGACACCAUCAUCAGCCUCAUUGUCUGUGCUUCUUGUGAUAGUUUUUGUUGCUUUGACUGUUAUUAUUGGAGUGAUUGUUCUUAUACUGGUGGCAAUAUUCUGCAUACAAAAAAUGAAAAGAGAUCUGAAGAAUUCUCCUCAGUCCCCACUAACAAAACCUAUACCUCUAGAUGAUGAUCCUGAAGCAGAUCCAGAAUCAUAUGAGUUGGAUCAGCGUUCUGAAGAACAAAAGGAUAAGAAUUAAUUGCUGACAGAAUAAUUUUUUUGCUGCAAUAUUAUUGUCAUGUCUUGUAUGUAGUUUAGUUUGAAAACUUUUAGUUAUGUUAGGCUUUUGGAAAAGAUAUUGAGAUAGCUUAAUAUCAAUUUUACUGAAAUUA
This is a messenger RNA of Amphimedon queenslandica, 7817 nucleotides long. RefSeq names its product deleted in malignant brain tumors 1 protein-like. Gene Ontology annotation, cellular component: membrane. Bases 188 to 7684 code for a protein of 2498 amino acids. The transcript has 47 exons. Lineage: Eukaryota; Metazoa; Porifera; Demospongiae; Haplosclerida; Niphatidae. The record is from RefSeq and is a predicted model, not a curated record.